Molecule: messenger RNA, 645 nt
Organism: Symbiodinium sp. CCMP2456
Lineage: Eukaryota; Dinophyceae; Suessiales; Symbiodiniaceae
Source: the annotation of a GenBank genome assembly
AUGCUUGCGCUUGGCCAGCAGCACAGCCUCGCUUGUGCGGACGGAGAUCUCGUGGUGGCAUGGGGAGACAACCAUCGCGGGCAAUUUGGAGAUGGCACGAGAACAUCUCGGCUAACUCCUGACAAGGUUUUUGAUGCGGACUUCGUGGAGCUAGCGGCGGGAAUGCAGCACAGCAUGGGUCUCACCCAAACUGGGCGGCUCCUUUGCUGGGGAGGCAAUGAAUUCGGGCAAAUUGGUGACGGGACGAUCCAGCCGCGUCUGGAGCCCAUGGAGAUCCCGCUGCCCGGUGUCAAGCACAUCUCUGCAGGUUGGUUCCACAGUUUGGCGGUGACCAGCAUGGGUGAGCUCUGGGCUUGGGGCCAAAACAAGCAAGGCCAGCUUGGAGACGGCUCACGGGAGACGAAGCAAGCGCCGGUGCGGGUGUUGGCCUCCGGUGUGCGACAGGCUGCUGCUGGUUGGUUGCACAGUUGUGCCGUGAUGGAGUCUGGUCAGGCGGCCGUCAUGCAAUUUGACAUUCGUCCCAGGAAGCGUGAUAAAUUGGCAGGUAGGCUGGUUGUAGUCAUGGCGAAUGCAGCAGCCAGCAACUUGCACCCUCCGCCAGAGCCCUCGCUGCAAGACCACGGCUCAAGGCGUUUUCCGUGCUAA